Molecule: messenger RNA, 975 nt
Organism: Caenorhabditis bovis
Lineage: Eukaryota; Metazoa; Nematoda; Chromadorea; Rhabditida; Rhabditidae
Source: the annotation of a GenBank genome assembly
AUGCUCGAGUACUACGAGUCGCCAUUGGCCUUGCUACGACCAGCGUGUUUCAGAAGCCUUAUAAAGGAUAUUCCGGAGAUUAUGCGAACUGCUCCUGUACCAUUGCUCACUGCUGCGGACGCUGUCGCCAGAUUGGAAUCCUACAGUAGGAACAGCAUGGACCAAAUUCUUGGAUACAACUUCGAUUAUGAGAAGGCCAAAGUAUUCGCCCGCAGCAUUGAAGGUUUCUCGGCUAAGCUUUCUGGCGCUUACAUUGUCACCAUAUUUUCAUUGAAAUAUUUCAUGAAAGAUCGAAAACCGUUUGAUCUUCACACUCCAUUGAAUAUCUGGAACGGAAUUCUCUCAAUUUUCUCACUUCUUGGAUUUCAUUUCACAUUUCCAACCCUGGUUUCGGUAAUCUACAAUAAUGGAUUGACCCAUACGUACACUCACGUUUCCGAACUUUAUACCGAUUCGAAGUCUGGAUAUUGGGUAUUCCUUUGGGUUCUUUCCAAAAUUCCGGAGCUCAUGGACACCGUGUUUAUCGUCCUCCGCAAACGGCCACUCAUUCUCAUGCACUGGUAUCAUCAUGCCCUCACUGGAUUCUAUGCCAUCGUCUGCUAUCACGAAGACAAUGCUCAUAUGGUCUGGGUGGUUUGGAUGAAUUACAUUAUUCAUGCAUUCAUGUAUGGAUACUAUCUUUUGAAAUCGCUCAAGGUUCCAGUUCCGCCGUAUGUUGCUCAAGCAAUCACCACAUCGCAAAUGAUCCAGUUUCUUAUCGCCAUUGCUGCUCAAGUGCACGUUGGCUAUCUUCACUAUGUCGUUGGGGUUGAGAAUCUCGCCGUCUCUUUCCGCGGUCUUGUUAUUGGAUUCAUUAUGCUCACAACUUACUUCUACCUCUGGGUUCAAUUCUACAAAGAGCACUAUCUUGACAAUGGAGGAAAGAAAUACUGGCUGGCUAAAGAGGCAGAGCAGAAGCAAAAGAAAUCAAACUAA